Messenger RNA from Hyaena hyaena (striped hyena), 1481 nucleotides. It is a transcript of the gene FPR2, whose product is annotated as formyl peptide receptor 2. Gene Ontology annotation, molecular function: complement receptor activity; N-formyl peptide receptor activity. Bases 61 to 1119 code for a protein of 352 amino acids. Gene Ontology annotation, cellular component: plasma membrane. NCBI's taxonomy places the organism in Eukaryota, Metazoa, Chordata, Mammalia, Carnivora, Hyaenidae. The transcript is spliced from 2 exons. Gene Ontology annotation, biological process: positive regulation of cytosolic calcium ion concentration; phospholipase C-activating G protein-coupled receptor signaling pathway; inflammatory response. The record is from RefSeq and is a predicted model, not a curated record.
CUCUGCAGGAAGCCAGGAACUAGAGACAGAAAAAGGAUCUCAGCUGGUGGUGUAUGAAAGAUGGAAAACAACCUCUCCACCGCUGUGAAUGAAUAUGAAGAGAUACUCCGUGAGUCUACUGGCUACAGUGUUCUGCAGAUCCUAUCACUGGUGGUGCUUGGGAUCACCUUUGUCCUUGGCAUCCUGGGAAAUGGGCUUGUGAUCUGGGUGGCUGGAUACCGGAUGCCACGCACCGUCACCACCAUCUGUUACCUGAACUUGGCCUUGGCCGACUUCUCUUUCACUGCCACUCUACCAUUUCUCAUCACCUCAAUGGCCAUGAGAGAACGGUGGCCUUUUGGCUGGUUCCCGUGCAAGGUAAUUCACGUCAUUGUGGACAUAAACCUAUUUGGAAGUGUCUUCCUCAUCGCUUUCAUUGCCCUGGACCGCUGUAUUUGUGUCCUGCAUCCAGUGUGGGCCCAGAACCACCGCACUGUAAGUCUGGCCUCAAAACUCAUCAUUGCACCCUGGAUUUUUGCCCUAGUCCUUACCUUGCCAGUUUUCAUCUUCUUGACUACAGUGAAUGAUGGGACUGGGAAUAUAUACUGUACUUUCAACUUUGCAAACUGGGGCAACAGUACUGAAGAGAGGUUGCGGGUGGCAAUCACCAUGUUGACGGCCAGAGGGAUCAUUCGGUUCAUCAUUGGCUUCAGUAUGCCGAUGUCCACUGUUGCCAUCUGCUAUGGGCUCAUUGCUGCCAAGAUGCACAAAAAAGGCAUGAUUCAAUCCAGCCGUCCCUUACGGGUCCUUACUGCCGUUGUGGCUUCCUUCUUUAUCUGUUGGUUCCCCUUUCAAAUGGUUGCCCUGUUAAGCACAGUCUGGCUCAAAGAGAUAUUGUUUGAGGGUAAGCACAAAAUCCUUGAUGUCUUGACUAAUCCAACAAGCUCCCUGGCCUUCUUCAACAGCUGCCUCAAUCCAAUGCUUUAUGUUUUCGUGGGCCGAGACUUCCGAGAGAGACUGAUCCACUCCCUGCCUGCCAGUCUGGAAAGGGCGCUUAGUGAGGACUCAGUGCAGACCACUGACACAACAAACAAAUCCACUUUAUCUCAGGAAGCAGAGUUACAGGCAAUGUCAACGUAAGGGAGGCUGGGGGGCAUUUGUGAGCUCUGUAUGCUCUUACCCUGCUCCCAUUUCCUAUUUCCAGUGACAUAAGGUGUCAUUUUUGGAUUCUGGGCCUCAGCUUCUUCCCCAAGGAUAAGUGGAGAUUGUAAAGGGUUCAAGGGAGGAGAAGAGAAAGUGCCGGAUAAUUGGUAACGCUUGGAUGAGAGAGUAUAAGGGGAAAACUUUAGUUAUUUUACCAUUAAGAUGUUUGCCGUAGGUUUUAUUUUAAGCUGUUUCUAAUCAGAUUACAGAAAUUUCUUUGUAUUAAUAGUUUACUAAGCAUUUCUUUUAAAAAUCAUGAAUGGCUAUAGGAUUGUAUCAAAUACAUUUUAUGCAUAUAU